GGACAUAUUAUAUUGUUCUCCCUCAAAAAAAUGGAGGAAAAGUGGGAAGGGAAGGUGUCAACAACCCUACCAAGCACUAAACCACACCAAAUUUGGCCACUUUUCAAGGAUUUCUUCAACAUUCACAAAUAUUUUCCUACCCUUUCCAAUUCCUAUGGUGUCCAUGGUACUAAUGGUGAGGUUGGUUGUAUCAGAGUUUGCGUCGGUUCUUCUAGGAGUUUCUUCCUACCAAAAAAGGAUUUUGAUUCAAAGAUCAACAGUGAAGAAUUGGUUAGUUUGUCCAAGGAGAGAUUAAUAGCCGUUGAUGAAGUGAACAAGAGUUUAAGUUAUGAGAUAGUAGAGUCAAACAUUGGAUUAACUUCAUAUGUAGCAACGGUCAUGAUUAGCCAAGGUGGUGAUGAUCUAGGUAAUGAAGGGUGUGUGAUUGAGUGGAGUUUUACCGUUGAUCCUGUUCAAGGGCUAAAAUAUGAGGAUAUGGUGAAGAAGUAUGAAGUGAGUUUGCUAAAGAUGGCUAAAGCAAUGGAAGAUUCUCUUAUUACAGGUUCAUAAAUUUUAUUAUUAUGGUGGAACUUCUAGUGAAAUUUUUUAUGGUUUUCCAAUUUGUUUAUGUUGUGCACUAUUUAAUUAAGCGUAUUAAUUAAGUUUGUUGAAUGAUAUGUAUUAUUGACGCACAUCUACUUCCUCCAUUUUUUACUUGCAGCAUUCUGAAAUC
Molecule: messenger RNA, 712 nt
Organism: Chenopodium quinoa (quinoa)
Lineage: Eukaryota; Viridiplantae; Streptophyta; Magnoliopsida; Caryophyllales; Amaranthaceae
Product: lachrymatory-factor synthase-like
Exons: 1
Coding region: 31-549 (172 amino acids)
Source: RefSeq, a predicted model, not a curated record